CCGCCGUUCCGGCCGGAAGUCUCCCGGCCCGGGCGAGGGUCUUCGGGUUGCCGGAAGUACCGCUGCCCUUACCGGAAGGCCCCAUGCGAAGGGGUCCGGCCUUUGGGCGGAAGUCCCCUCCUCGCUGGCUUCCCUCCCGUCCUCCUUCCACCGGAAGUGCCUCUCGUCAGCUGGUUCCCCCCCCCCCACCUCCCCCUCCCCAGUUGUUAACCCCAAAUCUGAUCCCUCCUGGGUGAGCUCGGGGUCCAGUUCCAAACUGCCCUAGUCACCUUUCUCCUAGGGACCCAAGCAUCCCCGUCUUCCCCCAUCCUUAUGCCCUGCCCUCCUCUCCGCCCCCUUUCUGCCAAGGUUCGCAGCGGGGUAACAAGAAUUUGGAGGGGGGCAAUAGAGAGAGAGGGGGCAGAAGCCCCGGUCCCUGGAGGCAAAGGGGUCUCCUGGGCCCCGGAGUGAGGGGUCGGGACAGGGGGGCUCCGAGGCUCUGACUGUGCCGUGACGCCCGGUCCUAGGAGUCCUGCUCCUCGGCCCUCUCCUCGGCCCGCCAUGCACCCCGCCGCCUUCCCCUUCCCCUUCUUUGCCGCCACUGUGCUGUGGGGGACGAGCCCGACCUGCGGCCUCAUCCGAGCGAUCUCGGAUCACAACUCCAGCAUGGACUUUGCGGACCUUCCCGCCCUCUUUGGGGCAGCGCUGACCCGGGAUGGCCUGCAGGGGUUUCUCAUCGAGGCCCAGCCGGCCAACGCCUGUGCCCCUAUCGCCCCCCCGCCUCCAGCGCCCACCAACGGCUCGGUCUUCAUCGCCCUGCUGCGCAGGUUCGACUGCAACUUCGACAUCAAGGUCCUGAACGCCCAGAAGGCCGGAUACGGCGCGGCCGUGGUCCACAACGUCCAUUCCAACGAACUCCUCAACAUGGUGUGGAACAGCGAGGAGGUCCAGCGGCAGAUCUGGAUCCCGUCCGUGUUCGUGGGAGAGACGAGUUCCGAAUACCUGCGCUCCCUCUUUGUCUACGACAAAGGGGCCCGAGUGUUGCUGGUCCCUGAGAGCGGCUUCCCCUUGGGCUACUACCUCAUCCCCUUUACCGGGGUUGUGGGGCUCCUGGUGCUGGCCAUGGGGGCCGUGCUGGUGAUCGCCUGCGUUCAGCAGCGGAAGCGUCUCCGUCGGAAUCGGCUGACCAAGGAGCAGCUGAGGCAGGUGCCGACACACAACUACCAGAAGGGGGACCAGUAUGACGUCUGUGCCAUUUGCCUGGAUGAGUACGAAGAGGGAGACCAGCUGCGAGUACUGCCCUGUGCUCACGCCUACCACAGCCGCUGCGUGGACCCCUGGCUCACACAAACCCGCAAGACCUGCCCCUCUGCAAAGCAGCCUGUGCAGAGAGGCCCCGAGGACGAGGAAGAGGAAGAAGAGGAGGAAGAGGAGGCCCGGAAGGAGCCAGCCCGGCCUCCGAGCGAACCCCCACUACUGGGCUCCUUCGCCGGCGGGGCCGGGCGUUCCCCUCCUUCGGUUCCCUGGCCACCUCCCCCCACACCCCCAACCGAGCCCCCUGGCCCCGUGGUGGUCUGAGGCCCCUCCCCCAGGCCGCCCCUUCUCGGGGGAGGGAGUUUGGACACUACAGGGCCUCCUGCCACACCCCUCCCC
Ornithorhynchus anatinus (platypus) is the source of this 1632-nucleotide messenger RNA. RefSeq names its product ring finger protein 167 (gene RNF167). The record is from RefSeq and is a predicted model, not a curated record. Lineage: Eukaryota; Metazoa; Chordata; Mammalia; Monotremata; Ornithorhynchidae. Gene Ontology annotation, cellular component: cytoplasm; nucleoplasm. Gene Ontology annotation, molecular function: ubiquitin protein ligase activity. Gene Ontology annotation, biological process: ubiquitin-dependent protein catabolic process; positive regulation of DNA-templated transcription; protein ubiquitination.